CAGCAGUGAAUUCUGCCAUAGAUAUAAUUGAUGAAUUUGCAAUUAUUUUUUUGACAGGUCAUUCCAGGGUUAGAGGAGGCAUGAAAGAUGACCGACGGGACAGAUACUCUGUGGGCAAAAGGGGUGGAUUUAAUACCUUUAGAGACAGGGACAAUUAUGAAAGAGGUUACUCUAGCUUGCUUAAGCAAGAUUUGGGGACAAAAACUCAGAAUGGUGUUUACAGUGCUGCUGCAAAUUACACCAAUGGGAACUUUGGAAGUAACUUUGUGUCUGUUGGUAUACAGACCAGUUUUAGGACUGGUAAUCAAACAGGGACUUCCCAUAACAGUUAUGAUAGCACUCAGCAAUAUGGAAGUAACGUUCCCAAUAUGCACAAUGGUAUGAACCAACAGGCAUAUGCAUAUCCUGCUACUGCAGCUGCGCCCAUGAUUGGUUAUCCAAUGCCAACGGGAUAUUCUCAGUAAGACUAGAAGUAUAUGUAAAUGUCUGUGUUUCGUAUUGCUCUUUAUGUUGUGUGUUAUCGGACAAGAUAGUUAUUUAAGAAACAUGGGAAAUGCAGAAAUGACUGCACUGCAGCAGUAAUUAUAGUGCACUUUUUUGCUAUUUAAGUUGGAUAUUUCUCUACAUUCAUGAAACAAUUUUUAGGGGUUUUUUUUGUACUAGAAAAUGCAGGCA
Molecule: messenger RNA, 675 nt
Organism: Carlito syrichta (Philippine tarsier)
Lineage: Eukaryota; Metazoa; Chordata; Mammalia; Primates; Tarsiidae
Product: probable ATP-dependent RNA helicase DDX5
Exons: 1
Coding region: 81-464 (127 amino acids)
Source: RefSeq, a predicted model, not a curated record